CGGGAUAUGAUUUUUAAAAUCUGAUUGUGAACUCGUCCAGCAGUGCUGUUAGCGAGAGGACUGCAUUUAGCUGACUCUAGUGUUACGCGAUGGCCUCUCAGAACCUGGACCCUGCUGCUGCAGCUUCUUCUACAGCCGCGUUAAAGGGAAACGAAACCACCGGAAAUGUGUCCAAGGGCUCUGUUACUAAAAGGCUUCAGCAAGAGUUGAUGACGCUCAUGAUGUCAGGAGACAAGGGUAUUUCAGCAUUCCCAGAGUCUGACAAUCUAUUCAAAUGGAUUGGAACAAUAGAUGGCGCUCAAGGAACAGUGUAUGAAGGUUUGAGGUAUAAGCUCUCUUUGGAGUUUCCUAGCGGAUAUCCGUACAACGCUCCUCGGGUGAAGUUCAUCACAUCUUGUUUUCAUCCGAACGUUGACGAAAAUGGGUUUAUUUGCUUAGACAUUUUGAAGGAGAAAUGGUCUGCUCUUUAUGAUGUUCGAUCUAUUCUGCUGUCCAUUCAGAGUUUACUUGGAGAACCCAACAAUGAUAGUCCUAUGAACUCUGCAGCUGCAGAAUUAUGGGAUAACCAAGAAGCCUUCAAAACCCAUUUGCACGCAACCUAUAAGAAUUGACUGAUGAAACUGAGCAUGUCUGCCUCUUCGCUUUUUAUCUCACUAUGUGACCUCACUUCUUUCCUUUUGCCCAAGACUAUGUAAAUUUAAAUUCUCAAUGUGUUCUGUAUUAUAUUUGUAUGUUAAAUAAACCUGUCUCAAUAAAAUGA
Clarias gariepinus (North African catfish) is the source of this 760-nucleotide messenger RNA. RefSeq names its product ubiquitin-conjugating enzyme E2C (gene ube2c). The record is from RefSeq and is a predicted model, not a curated record. The transcript has 7 exons. Lineage: Eukaryota; Metazoa; Chordata; Actinopteri; Siluriformes; Clariidae. The coding region runs from base 90 to 611 and encodes 173 amino acids.